UCUCUUUUUUGUCUUUUUAAAAAAUCAACGAUCAUUCAUUCAAACUGUUCUUGUUCCUGCCUCUGUCCUUGUAACUGCUGUUGGCCUGUCCUCGAUUCCUUUUCUCGGUACAGCUACCUGUUGUAGAUAAAAGUAACAUCUGUUCUGCUUGCUCCUCUCCAUGGCACGAGGGAACCGUCAACGGCCACCACUUCACCACUUUGCUGUCUCAGACUCUAAUGCCGCCACCAACCCUAACUUACGCAUCCCUCCUCGUACCUCAAGCACUAUCAACACAAAGACAUCUAUAUCUGCAGCAUCUUCAAAUAUACCCACUGCCAUCAGCCCAUCCACCCCCAUUAGUUCCUCCAUUCAAUCAUUCUCAUCUGUCCACUCAACUACUGUCACCUCUCAUCUCAAUUCUACAUUAAAGGAUAAAGACAAACAAAAAGACAAAAGCAAAAAUAACGAAUCAGACAUGAAUAAGCUUACAAAACCAAAGGGAGGCUUCUUUGGUAGCAGCAAAAGCACCACUAACAGCACCACCUCUGUUUCCAAGAACGCUAAUCCCGCAUCAAAGAAACAAGGAAAUAACCAGGAUAACAGAGGCACUACCUCUUCAAUCUCCAAAAAUGACAGCAGUGCACCUGUCCUUCCACUUCUCCUGUCGGACGACUUUGAUUUCUCGCUUCCGUUCCUGAGCGAUUCUAUAUCCACCGCAAACUCAUCUUCCUCUGCCUCAAAAGUUUCACCCACUCCAGUCGUGAUCACUUCCAGUGCGCCUUUAACUCUCUCUUCCCCUUCAAUCUCCGCGCUGUCACCUUCCUAUCCUCAUUCGAGGCCACCAAACUCGAGCUCCCCACCCUCUCCCCGGGUCCAAGAUUACAUUGAUUCCUCACCAGCCACUCCAGUCUCUACAGCUCCCACGCAUGUGCUUCCAAAAUCUGGCACCAACAGUAGUCUCUACAACAAUAACAGUAGUUCCCAAAAAAAACCUACAGAGAUCAUUCAUCAAUCGACCCGACGGGGGUCCUCGCGGCCAGAGAUCAGCGACUAUUUUGUAGGCAACAACGAUGAUCUAUCCACUAAACAGUCGUCCACCAAGAGUUUGAAGAGCUUAAACAAAGCGACUCAUGAGAGUGACUUUAGUAAUCAUGAGCGAAGCGAAACCCCUGCAAAUACUCGAACACCGACCAAUGACGAUUACCAGACCCCUCCAAGGUUCGUUAUCCGGCAGCCAUCACGUCCCGCCCUUUCAAAUGAAUUUGAAACGACUUCAAAGCCCUCGUCUACGAUUUCUAUGAUUAGCCUAGGUUCUUCAUCUCAUGCUCAGUCUUUAAAGUCACAGCAACGACAACUCAAUAGACAUACUAUUGACACCCCUUUACAGCAAAAGCAGAUGUCAGAUGUAUCUCGGUCAAGCCCUUCACCAAGACCUGUGGCCAUUGUGCGAAAAGAAAGGGCGUUUUCUGAUGUGUCAACAAGGCCAUCGGAAAUAAAGUCGCUAUCAUCUUCUGCUAAAUCAAGUCCUGUGUCAACUAAGAGCCUCACAACUGGAAUAGAACCAAACAGUCCAAAUCUGCGGUCGCGUCUGACGCGUUUGUUUCGUCCGAAUCCCAAAUCCGACAGGCCCUCCAGUUCUAAUUUGGAGCAACAGCGUCGCCGCAGCAGUCAGCAAAAGAUAACCAAUCAGACUCAAGGAUCAUCGAUUCCGCGGCCAAGGGGCCUGACUGUGCCUGCACCAACGUCAAAAAUGCAAGGAAGGCUGCAAGGUUCAUCCCAAUUGCCAAGCCAGCUGUUGCCACAGUCGAAACUGGAACAGCUGUCUCAUCAAAAACAGGAACACCAGCAGGAACAGACAGCUUCGUUAUUACCACUAAUAUUACCAACAUCAAAUUUGGCAUCAAAUUUUACACAAGAUCUCUCUAGCCAAAACUCCUUCAGUGUGACAGAUAACCCUCCUGAUAUCCUUGUUAGCGAAGGGAAGCAGUAUGAAGCUGACUCCAGUAGAGGAGCUGAAAGGUAUGGGUCUUUGUUAUCUUUAUAAACAAUUUUUUUUUUGUGCAUGGGUCACAGUUGGAUUUAUUGUGCGUGUAAUUGAGAUGAAAUAUGGACCAUGUUGUUAAAAAUAUCCCAAAGUAGGCCUUUAAGAAAAAAAAAAGCUGGGUAGAGAUGACAUCUUGAGUUGAGAAGUUAUUCGGUG
Lobosporangium transversale is the source of this 2182-nucleotide messenger RNA. RefSeq lists its product as hypothetical. The record is from RefSeq and is a predicted model, not a curated record. Bases 161 to 2026 code for a protein of 621 amino acids. NCBI's taxonomy places the organism in Eukaryota, Fungi, Mortierellomycota, Mortierellomycetes, Mortierellales, Mortierellaceae. The transcript has a single exon.